AUGCUCUUACAGUUCAAGGUUUACUUGAUUUCUAUUAUUUACUUUUUAGGCAUCUUGUUUAUGAUCUUAUUUCCUCCGAGAAACUUUAGACAAUCAGGUGCAAAAAUACGUAAAAUUAGAAGCACACCGAAUGUACUAAAAUACCCAAAUUAUGUCGACCCCAAAGCCCUUUUGUCAAUAGCAUCACAAUUUUCAAAUGACGAGUCAGAGGUUGUUCGGACAGUUUUAUUGACCCCAAACACUUAUGAAAAUCGUUCAAUCGUUGCUAUUGAAUUACGAAGCGACAAACAAAGCAAAAAGCCUGGUGUGCUUGUUAUUGGAGCAUUAAAUGGGAUGGCCUGGGGUGCAUUGAAUGCGAUUCUCGAAUUGGCUGAUAAACUGCUAUUCGACGCUAACUACCAAACUCCGUUUUUCAAUGACUAUGAUUGGUACUUGAUCCCAACGGCCAAUCCCGACGGAAUACAAUUCACCCAAGAUAUACGUUCUCGACAACCUUUGGAAAUCAGCCAAUGGUCACGUAAUUUGACGGCCAGAUCAAAGACUAGACCGGUAGAGUGGCACAAAAAUGUAGACAAGGAUUUAGAGAAGGACACGUGCUUUGGAACGAAUAUAAAUCGCAAUUUUGCUUAUCACUGGCAAGACGAUGUCCACAAGAAACCAGACUUAUGUUCUCAGUCAUAUCCGGGGUCCAGGCCGUUCUCAACGGCAGAGUCUCAGGCUAUUCGAACAUACUUAGAUGGUCUCGGCGAAUCAAUACAACUGGCAAUACAUCUGCAUGCCAGUUUCUUGCCGAAAAAGGAAUAUAUACUAUAUCCGUGGCGGUACUCACUUCGGCAACCAAGCAAUUAUCGUGCAUUACAAGAAAUAGGGGAAUAUGCAGCUCGUCAGGCACGUUUACCUGACGGACGUCUUUAUCAGGUUCAUCAAGGCAGCAACGACGCACGUGUCGCGGGAACGCUCAGCGAUUACAUGUCUGGAGUUGUCGGCAUCGAUUUAGUUUUCAUUAUAAAGCCCUAUCAUGAGCCGUUUCCGAAUUAUACAGAUACCAGCUUACUGGAAACAUACGUCAGGAAAUCGAUAACGACCAUCCUGAGCGUGGUUCGUGGAUGGCGGAGCAGCACCAAACAAAACACACUGUCGUUUUUCGGCAAAGACGUCGAAUUCUGA
Messenger RNA from Bombyx mandarina (wild silkworm), 1167 nucleotides. Its product is annotated as zinc carboxypeptidase. The record is from RefSeq and is a predicted model, not a curated record. Gene Ontology annotation, biological process: proteolysis. Gene Ontology annotation, molecular function: metallocarboxypeptidase activity; zinc ion binding. NCBI's taxonomy places the organism in Eukaryota, Metazoa, Arthropoda, Insecta, Lepidoptera, Bombycidae.